Molecule: messenger RNA, 379 nt
Organism: Drosophila miranda
Lineage: Eukaryota; Metazoa; Arthropoda; Insecta; Diptera; Drosophilidae
Product: male accessory gland serine protease inhibitor-like
Exons: 2
Coding region: 61-309 (82 amino acids)
Molecular function (GO): serine-type endopeptidase inhibitor activity
Source: RefSeq, a predicted model, not a curated record
CAUUAGUCGUCGUUCCACAGCAGCUGGAAGAGUUUGUACUUUCAAAAAAUCAAUUCCACAAUGAAGUUCCUUGCUAUUUUCGGCCUGAUAUUUGCCCUGCUGGGCCUAACCCUGGCCUUGAAGGAUCCCAUCUGCGAGCUUGAGGCUGGCGUCGAUGGUAAUGGUCUGAUCAAGUGCGCUGCGUUCAUGCCAAAGUGGAGCUACUACGCCGACAGCAAUCAGUGCUCGGAGUUCGUCUAUGGCGGCUGCGGUGGCAACGAUAAUAAAUUUGGCAGCCAAGCGGAAUGUGAGGAAAAGUGCAAGGAAUAACUAAUCCCCUACCCCAUUUCGACUCUGAUAUGAUUUACAUAUUAGAAAUAGAAUAAAGUGUUUUAUUGAA